AUGAACACCAUCAUUAUAACGGCGGACGACGCAACUGAGGCGGUCCGAAGAGCCCCGAACUGGAAAAGUCCGGGGCUCGACGGACGGCAUCACUACUGGCUGAAGGGGUUCGUGGUGUGUCACGCUGUGCUCGCCCAACAGUUUCAAGAGGCUCUCGACCAGAGGUCGCUCCCAAGCCUCUUCACUACUGGAAUCACUCAUUUGGUUCGUAAAGAACGAGAUACCACAGACCCGAGCAAACACCUCCCCAUCACGUGUCUACCCACGAUAGACAAGACACUAACAUCCAUUUUGAGCGCGAUCACUCGUCACCUGAACUCAAAUCAGGUGAUGUCGCGCCCUCAAAAUGGAUGUCGGGGUGGUGGUCGUGGAAUGAAGGAACCACUUUUCAUUGACACGGUCAUUGGCAAGGUAGUUAAGCGCAACCGUUGGAACCUCUACGCCGCCUGGAUAGACUACAAAAAGGCAUUCGACUCGGUGCCUCAUACAUGGCUGCGGAGGGUCCUCGAGCUGUACAAGGUUGACUGUACACUUAGAGACUUCCUCGGGCAGUAUAUGGGGCAGUGA
Molecule: messenger RNA, 567 nt
Organism: Parnassius mnemosyne (clouded apollo)
Lineage: Eukaryota; Metazoa; Arthropoda; Insecta; Lepidoptera; Papilionidae
Source: the annotation of a GenBank genome assembly